Molecule: messenger RNA, 1649 nt
Organism: Formica exsecta
Lineage: Eukaryota; Metazoa; Arthropoda; Insecta; Hymenoptera; Formicidae
Product: zinc finger HIT domain-containing protein 2
Exons: 5
Coding region: 437-1558 (373 amino acids)
Source: RefSeq, a predicted model, not a curated record
UGCGUAGUAUUUUAUGUACAUUGUACAAAUCAUAAUUUAUAUGACAAGGAAAAAGAGGAAAAUUACAUUAAAUGAUCGCGAAGAUUAUGCUAAUAACUCUUGUGCACGGAAUGCGACAUGAUUGCGUUUUAUGCGCAAUAAUAUAUAAUAUCCAUAAUUGUUGAAGUCCAAAAUACAAAAGAAAACAUUUAUCAUCAUAUUUUUUCUAAAUUUCAAGUAAUUUUGCACAUAUACUCGAUAAAAAACGCGGGAUAAUUGACAGAAAAAGGCGCGACAUCUUGCUGUGUGAUAAAAAGAUGCUUUGUUAAGCUGCACACAAUGCAUCGGUAAAGUAGAGACUUCGUUGAUACAACGAUACAACACAGUAAUCAAAACAUCAAAACAUUACUGUUUACUCGUUUACUGGAAUAAUAAAAUCCUAAUAGAAAGAUUUAAAAUGAUGGAAUCUCCUGGUCCGAGUUCAGCUGCUAAUAUCUGUGAAUUAUGUGACAAACGCACACGUUUGUAUACCUGUCCGCGAUGUGGCAUAGGCUAUUGUGGGACUGAGUGUUACAAAUCAGACGCACACACCGAUUGCUCCGAGAGUUUUUACAGACAAUGUAUCGAGGAUGAAUUAAAAUCUCAGGAGAAUGAUCCAGAUGCUAGACAAAAAAUGAUAGAAAUCCUCAAAAGAGUACAUGAAGCAGAUGUAGAAGAUGAUAUUUUAAAAGAUUUUGAUGAGAGCAGUAUUGAUGACAAGGACUGUCUAGAUUCAGAUGAUGAGCAAGAGCUUCUCGAUUUAGAAAGCAGAUUGCAGAAUGUUAAUUUUGAAGAUCCGAAUGAACUUUGGUCAGCCUUAUCAGAUGCAGAAAAGCAAGAAUUUGAAGCAUUAUUAAAGAACGGAGAAGCAGAAAAAUUGCUGCCAAAAUGGAUACCGUGGUGGACUCAUCAUGUUGAAAGAAAAUUAAUUCAACCCAUUGAAGAGGAUACUAUGAAUGCUUACAACGAUUUAAAAUAUCCUAUUUUAAUAGAUGUACCAUUAUUUAAUGAAUUGCAGAAAGCAUCCCCUUGUGUAUAUUUCAAUGUGACAAAUGUGAUAUACGCUUAUGCGUAUACAGCUCUCUAUUAUAUUGGAGAUUAUCUAAGUUGCGCCGAAGAUGCUGCAAAUGUCUUUUUGACUAUAUGUGCGAAUAUAAGAAACAAUGAAGUCUUCAAAGAUGUAGACUCGGCGAUUGAAUCUGUCAUAGGAAACAUCAAAAGUGUUGACUGGUUGCCUCAAAAUGAAGAAUGUUUAGCGGCGCUAAGGGAAGCGGGCACUUCAAUUUUGCAGGGACCAGGUUCUGAAAUGAAAACUCUUUAUAUAUCCGCGGCGCUCUCAGAACUUCAUAGAUUACUGACAGCAGCCAAGAAAGAAAUUUCGAUGCAUAUAAAUGUAAAGGGCAAUCAAGAAUUUACAAAAAGAUUUCCACAUAGACGUGACGGCGAAAUUAAUCUCUCGAAAAAAAAUAUACUUUUAUAUUUAAAAAAAUUAGAAUAUUAUUUAUCGUGGGUGAAAAACUAUGGAACAGAACUUGUAUAAAUACAAUUAUAAAUUAUUGUUUUAUUAUUUGCUAUAACUAUAUUGUAUUAUUUUAUUGAAACAAUAAAUAAUAAUAAAACAAUUUUCAAGU